Molecule: messenger RNA, 733 nt
Organism: Camponotus floridanus (Florida carpenter ant)
Lineage: Eukaryota; Metazoa; Arthropoda; Insecta; Hymenoptera; Formicidae
Gene: amrt
Product: TM2 domain-containing protein CG11103
Exons: 3
Coding region: 80-643 (187 amino acids)
Source: RefSeq, a predicted model, not a curated record
UAUAAUACAGGCUUAAAGGACUUUCUAUUAUGGAUGAAGUGUCAAUAGUGUCAGUUGGAUUUAAAAUGUCAGUUGCAAAAUGAGAUUAUAUAUUGCUAUUGUUGUGAUAAUUAUUUGUUCUCUAUGGAAUCAAAAUAAAGGUUUAGUGCAUGCUAGCACAAAUAAAAGCACCGAUCAGCAAUUGGACUAUAGGCCUGAAGGUCCUCUAGUUUUGUGUAGAUUUUUAUCUAAGGAAUUUAUAGAAUGUGAGGAUCCAAUUGAUCACAAAGGAAAUAAAACUGCCAAGGAUGAGACAGGUUUUGGUUGUGUCAAGUUUGGAGGGUCUCGAUAUGAAGAAGUUGAGAAAACUAAAGUAUCUUGUACAGUGCUGCCAGAUAUCGAAUGUUCUGGAGCAAGGACAUUUUACCGUGAAGGUGUACCUUGUAUAAAAUACAGCGAUCAUUAUUUUGCAACAACUCUGCUCUAUAGCAUUUUACUUGGUUUCCUUGGCAUGGAUCGAUUUUGUCUCGGACAAACUGGGACAGCAGUAGGCAAAUUAUUGACACUGGGUGGUAUGGGUGUAUGGUGGAUCGUCGAUGUUAUCUUGUUAGUAACAAACUCUUUACAACCUGAGGAUGGUAGCAACUGGAAUCCAUAUGUAUAGCAUUUUAAGAUUUGUUCUUUUUUGUGCAUAUAGUUUAUAGUUAAUCAUAAAUUUAUAUUGUAUUGCAUUAAAUCACUAUGUUCAUAUUGG